AUGAACCUUCAUGACGAGAGUAGUGGAUGUCAAGCUCCCCCUGCAGGUCCUAUCAUAUGCAUAAAACAUUGUGGUUUCUAUGGAGCUGCUGCCACCAUGAAUAUGUGUUCCAAGUGCUACAAGGACUCGGUGAUGAAACAAGAGCAGCCUAAGCUUGCCGCAUCAUCCACUGGAAUUGCUAUCAAUGGAAAACCAAAGGAACCUAUUGUUUCUGCUGAUGUACAUGUAAACGUUCAAGCGGAUCCAGCGGACCCAAAAUCUAAUUUUAAGAACUCCUUCUUUUCUUUUGCGUCGCAGUAUGAUGCCUCUGAUCCGAGACCGUCCUCCUUUACUUUUGGGUCAGGCCAGAAUAACGGUGAGGUGAAGCCGCCGGAGGGCAAGAAACGGUGCACUAGCUGCAACAAGCGGGUUGGUCUGACAGGGUUUAGCUGUCGUUGUGGUGACCUGUUUUGUGCGGUACAUCGUUAUCCGGAGAAACAUGAAUGUUCUUAUGAUUAUCGUUCUACAGGUCGUGAGGUCUUGGCUAAAGCCAAUCCUGCUGUCAAAGCUGAGAAGCUUGAUAAAAUCUGA
This is a messenger RNA of Fragaria vesca subsp. vesca, 570 nucleotides long. RefSeq names its product zinc finger A20 and AN1 domain-containing stress-associated protein 8-like. Gene Ontology annotation, molecular function: zinc ion binding; DNA binding. The record is from RefSeq and is a predicted model, not a curated record. NCBI's taxonomy places the organism in Eukaryota, Viridiplantae, Streptophyta, Magnoliopsida, Rosales, Rosaceae. The transcript has a single exon. Bases 1 to 570 code for a protein of 189 amino acids.